AAGACACACAGAGAGGGAGAGGGAGAGAUAGAGAGAGAGAGACAGAAUUGUGCGCUUGAGCUGGAGCUGUGUGGAAAAACUGCACAAGGACACAGAGCUAACCUGCCUGAGACCUGCUCACCCCUCAGGGACCUGUGGAUGUCCAGCGCAUUUUGUGUGCGCAGUUAGCCCAAACUUUUUAUAUGUGGAAACCUGAAAGAAGACUUCAUUAAAGCUAGAGUACAACGUGAAGAAAGGUGAACUGAAAGUGGUCUGUUCAGCAUGGAAUUACCGGUUCUGGUUUUGGUGGCGUUGGUUCUGUCGUUAAGCUCCAGUAAAGUCAACGUGCCGCGUCUUCGCCUGACACACGAAGAUCUUCUGGCCACAAAUCGUACCUCAGUUUUCAACGGGUUACAUGGAGAUCUGCACUUGUCGGCUGUGUUUUUGGAUGAAUAUCAUGACAGGCUUUUCCUGGGAGGGAAGGAUGUUCUCUACUCACUCAGACUGGAUCACACACAUGAUGCUAAAGAGAUCCAUUGGCCUUCGUUGCCAGGGAAUCGUGAAGACUGUAUUCUCAAAGGGAAAGAUCCCAAGAUGGAGUGUGCAAAUUUUGUGCGUCUGCUGCAGCCAUUUAACCGCACUCAUCUACUUGCCUGUGGAACUGGUGCUUUCCAACCUGUGUGUGCGUAUGUCAACGUCGGACACCGUGGAGAGCAUGUGUUCAGCUUGGAUCAAACCACAGUGCAGAACGGGAGGGGGAGAUGCCCUCAUGACCCCAAACUACCCUUCGCAAGCACCUUUACAGGUGGAGAGCUGUAUACUGGUCUGACAGCUGAUUUUUUGGGGAGAGACUCUGUGAUUGUAAGAGGUUUAGGGACCCGCGCACCCAUGAGAACAGAGACAGAUCAGAGAAUACUCCACGAGCCCAGAUUUGUUGCGGCGCACCUCAUUCCUGACAGUGCAGACAGGGAUGAUGAUAAAAUGUAUUUCUUCUUCACUGAGAGAGCAGCAGAAACCGCAGAGCGAGAUGAUGAAGGAGCCAUACACACACGCAUCGGGCGAUUGUGUGCGAAUGAUGUUGGCGGGCAGAGGGUUUUGGUGAAUAAGUGGAGCACAUUUAUUAAAGCCCGACUGGUGUGUUCAGUUCCUGGACCUCACGGCAUCCAAACACACUUUCAUCAGCUGGAGGAUGUGUUUCUAUUAAGAACAAAAGAUGAAACCAAUCCAGAGAUCUACGCAAUAUUCAGCACAAUCAGUAAUGUGUUUCAGGGCUAUGCUGUGUGUGUAUACAGCAUGGCUGACAUCCGUGAAGCGUUUAAUGGGCCGUUUGCUCAUAAAGAAGGACCGGACUAUCAGUGGGGCCCUUAUGAAGGCCGAGUCCCGUAUCCUCGACCAGGAGUGUGUCCCAGUAAGAUCACCGCUCAACCGGGCCGUGCCUUCCGGAGCACACUGGAGUUUCCAGACACCGUUCUACAAUUUGCACGAACGCACCCUCUAAUGUGGCGCCCUGUUUACCCCUCACGUCGCCAACCACUGCUGCUCCGCACCGGUGCCUCCUAUAGACUCACACACAUCACUGUAGACCGAACACAGGCCGAGGAUGGAUACUACGAUGUCAUGUUCAUUGGCACUGAUAUUGGGACGGUGCUAAAGGUCAUCGUACUUGGAAACGGUAACUCUCUGGCCAGUGAGGAGAUUACACUGGAGGAAAUGCAGGUGUUCAAGGUGCCCACUCCUAUAACCUCCAUGGACAUAUCUGUGAAGAGGCAAACUCUGUUCGUUGGAUCACAGUCAGGUGUUGUCCAGGUGCCGCUGCACCGCUGCAGUUUGUACGGUAAAGCCUGUGCUGAGUGCUGUCUGGCUCGAGAUCCAUACUGCGCCUGGGACGGACACACCUGCACACGAUACCUGCCAAACACCAAACGCCGCUACCGCAGACAGGACAUCAAACAUGCAAACCCAGCAGUGCAGUGCAUGGACCAAAACCUCAGCAUGGAGGAUCUGACUGAAGAACGGGUUGUUUACGGCACAGAGAACAACAGCACCUUCCUGGAGUGCGUCCCUCGAUCGCCGCAGGCCACUGUCACAUGGCACAUUCAGAGAGAUGACUACUUAGAGGAGGUGGUGUUUGAUGAACGCAUCAUUAAAACAGAUGACGGUUUAUUAUUCCGCCGUGUGCUGCGGCAGGACGAAGGCAUCUACGUGUGUCGUUCUGGUGAACAUGGAUUUACGCAAACACUCUCCCGCUUUUGGUUGGACGUCUUAAAUGCAGACACCCUUUCAGACCUCCUAUCACGAGACAGCAAAUAUAAAGUGUGGUCACCAUGUCCCGCCAACUCCGCCACAGCCAAUCGUGGCCCAGCAAGGGCAUGGUUUAAAGACGUCGUGCAGCUGAUUGGUCCUUCAAACCUACCGCAGGUGGAGCAGUACUGUGAACGUGUUUGGUGCAACGAGAAGCUGAGGCGCAAACACAAAAGCAUGAUGGACAAAUAUCGGCAAGCGCAGGACUCAGCAAGGAGAGCAAGAGUCCAAAAGAGCACAGGAGAAUCUCGAAUCCGCUCUCCAAGGGACGUCCACACACUACAGUAAAACACAGUGUAGCAAAUGGACUUCUUUGGACAACUGGAUAGAUACUCUUACACACUUAAACACACUUGUUUUUGUUUGUGGUGAUGUAAAAUAUUGUAGGUUUGUGUUUAACAGUCCAUUUUUUUCCCCUGUGUUAAUUAGGACAUUCUUGAGCGCACUCUCCAAAUAUCUCCAUGACCAAGACAGCCGGCCGCAUCGCCUCACAGUAGACCAUAGCUAAUGUUAAAUGUCUCACUUAAAGACUCAGCAGCUGCAAAACCUUUUUACUGGAACAAAUGAGGGCAGACAGGAUGGGACUAGUAGAUUGGAGCGCCGCCACUGCUAAAACAGGUGCCAAAAAACAUGCAUUCAUUUAAGAUACAUCUGGCUGGGAUACAACUGGGCAUAAUGCACAGAGACUUUUCCUCAGCAGAGAACCGUGGCAGCGCUCAACAAAACUCAGCUUGCCAGUAUAUUAAGCUGUAACGGAUUAAAAGUUAAGACUAAUUAGACUGUUUUCUGCUAACUAAAUCAUAGCUUGACGACUGUUGAGACUUCAGCAGAAUGGAUUUUGCUCCUAAUUAGCUUGAAACACUACAAUGCCAUCAUUCGCUUUACAACUAUGUACAGAGUUUAUUUUAAUGUAAAGUUUUUGUAGCACUUUUUAGUAAGGUUCACUUCAGCAUUAGCCAACAUGAAAUAACAACCAAUAAUAAUUUUACAGAAUACAUCAAUGCAAAAGGUCUGGGAGUAAAAAAAAAAGUCAUUAAUUUUUUCCAUAAUGAAAUAUUUUAUUUACAUUAAUGGUUAUAAUAAUCUUUUAAAAGGCACCUAUGAUGUAAAUCAUCUUUUGGAAGCUGUUUGGACAGAACUGUGUGUAGGUGUAGUGUGUCCACAGUCAUAUUGGGCUGAUAUAAACAUAAUAAGUCUCUUUUUUUAAUUACCUGGUGUUAAAAAAGGAUCCAAAUCCCUCCCAUUUUGAGGCCGACCACAACGUGAUGUAGGAGUGUGGUUCCCCCCCCACCGAAUUGAUUGACUGCCGCAUAUUAACAUGUCUCCGUAGUACUGUGUAUAAUCAUAUCAACAAGACAGGAUGUGCACAAAGCAACUGGGAUUAAAAGAUCUGUUCAGCUCUCUGUGAUCAUCAACCAUAUUUAAAUGUGAUCAAGAAUGAGUUUUACUAGUUUAAAAUGUUUUUAAAACAGUGCAUUUGUAAUGAAUUACAGCGAUUUUACCGUCUUUAUCAUCACAGCUGCAUGUCAGUACAAUUAUAAAAGCAGACGCUUCAAAUGCGGUAAAUCAGGUUUAUUUUGUACGUCAACACUCACGCUGUGUGUGUGCGUGAACUUUGUAAUGACAUUGUAUGUGAGUCAUCGAAAGGCUUGAAUUAACUCCGCAACAAAUACAUCAAAUAAUCAUUGGUAAUUUUCUUACUAUAGUAUUUCUCAUGAACGUUACGUGAGAUCUGCUUCCUUCAUCUCUCCCUUGUCCUUCAGUCUCUACCAAUGAGCUGAUGAUAUGAAUCAGGUGGGUUUGGUUAAGGAGACAUGGAAAAUGUGCAGAGCUGGUGGUCCACCAGGAACGUGGUUGAGAAACACUAAACUACAUUUUUGAAUAUUUGUUUAAAGAAGUCCACAUGGGAAAAUGAAUGGGAAAAUUGCUUUCAGAACCAGAAAAGGUGGAGGUGCGUUGUAUUAUUUGCCUUUCUGCAAUAUUUACCUCUGAUUGGUCCAGACAAUGGUUGUUGUCAGUGUCAAUACUUCAACACCAACUCACAUCAGUCUCAGAAAUUUGACUAGCGUUGUCUUGCAUGUCAGUUAUUAAUUGAGUUUUAAAUGACCUAAGAUGAAUAACUGUAUUAUCAAUGUUAAUGUAACGUUGCUGUGUGUCUUUGCUGUUUUAUCCAGUACAGUACAGUACAGUAGUACACUAUUAUACAGGUUACAUUUAAACAUAAUUUAAUAUGUGCAUGUAUUUAUUUCUGAGAUGAAUAACUUUAUUUUUGACCCAGUGAUCGUCUAACUGUAUAUUUCUUCCAAACGGAAACAUAAUUAUUAUGUUUUUUCAUAUAUAAAAACUGAAUUUAUAGAAAACUAGACAGCUGAUCAGACUUCUCAUCAUUUAUAGCUGUUGGACAACUUCAGUAACUUGUUUCCUCUUUCAUAUCGUUACUUUAAACAUAUAAAAUCUCCUUCAUCACUUGAACCCUAUUUAUUUCUAGUUAGGUCUGGAAAAAAAGAACUGCUUUCCCUAAAACAUUCUGCAAAUCUUUCCUGAAGAUGGAGAGAAAGUGUUUGGCUUGCAAACAUUCUCCAAUGUCUUUUCAGAAGUUCAGGGAAAAAUCAUGAAACCGCUGGUAUAAAUCAAGCAAAAGAAACAAACAAACUCUGCUGAAUGCCCUGACAGGACUGACUGCGUAGAUUAGUUGCACUGAAACUGAUUUGUUUGUUUGUGUGUGUUUGUGCGUGUGCGUGCGUGCGAAUGCAAACAGCAGCACUGCUCUGAUCUUCAUCCGCCAUCAGCUUUUUACUACAUUAAAACAAUAACUUAAACUAGUGCCGUACUUCUAAUAACAUUCUCUCUGUAGAUAAAAAACACCACACAAAUGUGUCUAUUUAUGUUAUUUAAAAGUGAUUCUUGCAUGCAGAAAACUCCGACCUGUGUUUGGUUCAGUGAUACCUAAAUAAAAACAUCUCACAGAG
This is a messenger RNA of Danio aesculapii, 5249 nucleotides long. RefSeq names its product sema domain, immunoglobulin domain (Ig), short basic domain, secreted, (semaphorin) 3bl (gene sema3g). The coding region runs from base 262 to 2568 and encodes 768 amino acids. NCBI's taxonomy places the organism in Eukaryota, Metazoa, Chordata, Actinopteri, Cypriniformes, Danionidae. The transcript is spliced from 15 exons. Gene Ontology annotation, molecular function: semaphorin receptor binding; chemorepellent activity. The record is from RefSeq and is a predicted model, not a curated record. Gene Ontology annotation, biological process: semaphorin-plexin signaling pathway; axon guidance; negative regulation of axon extension involved in axon guidance.